GUGAGCAGAAAUUCUCAGACCAGCUGGGCCUGUCCUCCAGGAGGAUGAGAAACUCCAAGACUGCCAUUUCAUUCUUUAUCCUUGUGGCCGUCCUUGGGUCCCAGGCUGGCCUCUUACAAGAAAUAGCAAAAGAAGAUCAAGAUCAUCGCUAUAACCCUCCAAUAAUUCAUCAAGGCUUUCAAGACUCAUCAGACUGCUGCUUUUCCUAUGCCUCACACAUCCCAUGUUCAAAAUUUAUAUAUUAUUUUCCAACCAGUGGUGGGUGCGUCAAGCCAGGCAUCAUCUUUGUCACCAAGAAGAAGAACCGGGUCUGUGGCAACCCCAGUGAUCAGAGAGUUCAGAGGUGCCUAAGAACCCUGAAGCAAGACCCAACAAGAUCUGGGAGCUGGCUCAUUGCUUGAGAAGGAGGGCAUGUAUUGCAUCUGCCUUCUUCUGUCUUCCCCAGUGACCAUCUUAGGAGGCUCUAAUCAUUGGUUUUUAUAGAUAUUUAAAGCAUUUAUCCUUCUGUUCAGGUUUAAAACAGCACAUGUAGUCAACAGUAUUCAUAUGGACUCAGCUUGACACAAUUAGAGCCAUCUUGAGUUGUAACCAUCAUGAUUGUCUUUGAGUAACUGUUGGGUUUUCUUGCAAAGUUUCUCAGCAGAUUUUUAAAUGGAUAAAGUAUUAGAGUAGUCUUUGGAGCUUUGGGAUGUGUCUGGUUCUGAUAAGAGCUUAAUCCAGGUAUAUUCAGCUGAGAUGAAAUCAAUUUUGUCCUAGGCCAUACAUAUGUCCAACUUUGUGGGGACCCAGCUGUUCUUCCUGCCAUCAUAGAGCAGUAAGCGCCCCCAAUAAAAUCCUCUCCAUGUAG
This is a messenger RNA of Arvicanthis niloticus (Nile rat), 847 nucleotides long. RefSeq names its product C-C motif chemokine 6-like. The record is from RefSeq and is a predicted model, not a curated record. Gene Ontology annotation, biological process: antimicrobial humoral immune response mediated by antimicrobial peptide; positive regulation of GTPase activity; cell chemotaxis. Gene Ontology annotation, molecular function: CCR chemokine receptor binding; chemokine activity. Gene Ontology annotation, cellular component: extracellular region. NCBI's taxonomy places the organism in Eukaryota, Metazoa, Chordata, Mammalia, Rodentia, Muridae.